Messenger RNA from Zalophus californianus (California sea lion), 8061 nucleotides. It is a transcript of the gene USP31, whose product is annotated as ubiquitin specific peptidase 31. Gene Ontology annotation, biological process: protein deubiquitination. The record is from RefSeq and is a predicted model, not a curated record. Gene Ontology annotation, molecular function: cysteine-type deubiquitinase activity. Lineage: Eukaryota; Metazoa; Chordata; Mammalia; Carnivora; Otariidae. The transcript has 16 exons. Bases 57 to 4115 code for a protein of 1352 amino acids.
GGCGGGGCCGCGGGCCGGGCGGGCGGGCUCGGUGAUGAGCGUCGGCGGCCGCCGCCAUGUCCAAGGUAACGGCGCCGGGGCCCGGGCCGCCGCCAGUGGCGGCGGCGGGCGGGAAGGAGAAGCGCUCCUUCAGCAAGCGGCUGUUCCGGAGCGGCCGCGCGAGCGGCGGCGGCGGCGCUGGGGGCCCCGGGGGGCCCGGGCCGGCCGCGCCCGCCUCGCCCUCGUCGGCGCGCUCGGUGGGCAGCUUCAUGAGCCGCGUUCUCAAGACGCUGUCCACGCUCUCGCACCUUAGCUCCGAGGGCGCGGCCCCGGACCGCGGCGGCCUCCGCAGCUGCUUCCCACCCGGGCCGGCCGCCGCGCCCACGCCGCCGCCGCCGUGCCCGCCGCCCCCCGCCUCGCCCGCGCCGCCCGCCUCCGCUGCCGAACCGGUGCCCGGGGUGGCGGGGCUCCGGAACCACGGCAACACGUGCUUCAUGAACGCCACGCUGCAGUGUCUCAGCAACACCGAGCUCUUCGCCGAGUACUUGGCACUCGGCCAGUACCGGGCGGGGCGACCCGAACCCUCGCCCGACCCCGAGCAGCCUGUGGGCCGCGGCACGCAGGGCCAGGGCGAGGUCACCGAGCAGCUGGCGCACCUGGUGCGGGCUCUCUGGACCCUGGAGUACACCCCGCAACACAGCCGCGACUUCAAGAGUAUUGUGUCAAAGAACGCACUGCAAUAUCGGGGAAAUUCCCAGCAUGACGCCCAGGAGUUUCUGCUGUGGCUUCUGGACCGAGUUCAUGAAGACCUCAAUCAUGCUGUGAAGCAGAGCGGCCAGCCUCCUCUGAAGCCACCGUCAGAGACUGAUAUGAUGCCUGAGGGACCAUCUUUUCCUGUCUGUAGCACUUUUGUACAAGAACUUUUUCAAGCCCAGUACAGAUCUUCUUUGACAUGUCCUCACUGUCAGAAGCAGAGCAACACUUUUGACCCUUUCCUCUGCAUUUCUUUGCCAAUUCCUCUACCCCACACAAGGCCUCUCUAUGUUACCGUAGUGUAUCAGGGGAAAUGUUCUCACUGCAUGAGGAUUGGUGUGGCUGUGCCUCUGUCUGGGACUGUCGCCAGGCUUCGGGAAGCAGUGUCUAUGGAAACAAAGAUCCCCACUGAUCAGAUUGUGUUAACGGAAAUGUACUAUGAUGGGUUCCAUCGUUCCUUUUGUGACACUGACGACCUGGAAACAGUCCAUGAAAGCGACUGCAUUUUUGCCUUUGAGACUCCAGAAAUAUUUAGGCCUGAAGGAAUUCUCAGUCAAAGAGGAAUCCACUUAAACAACAAUCUAAACCACUUGAAAUUUGGCUUGGAUCAUCAUCGACUGUCUUCUCCUACACAAACUGCAGCAAAGCAAGGGAAAACAGACUUGCCCCCAGCAAGAGCGGGAAACGACAAGAUUGUUCUAUUAGUGUGUAACCGAGCCUGUACUGGGCAGCAAGGGAAAAGAUUUGGACUGCCUUUUGUGCUGCACUUAGAGAAGACAAUAGCGUGGGACCUUCUGCAGAAGGAAAUCUUGGAGAAGAUGAAGUAUUUCUUGAGGCCCACGGUUUGCAUCCAGGUGUGUCCAUUCAGUUUGCGUGUUGUCAGUGUUGUGGGGAUAACAUACUUGCUGCCCCAGGAGGAGCAGCCGCUGUGCCACCCAACAGUAGAGAGGGCACUAAAAUCUUGUGGACCAGGUGGCACUGCUCACGUGAAGUUAGUGGUAGAAUGGGACAAGGAAACAAAAGAUUUCUUGUUUGUAAAUACUGAAGAUGAAUAUAUUCCUGAUGCAGAAAGUGUCCGUCUGCAGAGGGAGCGUCAUCAUCAGCCUCAGACUUGCACUUUAUCCCAGUGUUUCCAGCUCUACACCAAAGAGGAGCGGCUUGCUCCAGAUGAUGCCUGGCGCUGCCCGCACUGUAAGCAGCUGCAGCAGGGGAGCAUUACGUUAAGCCUCUGGACUCUGCCUGAUGUGCUUAUUAUACAUCUAAAGAGAUUUCGACAGGAAGGAGACAGGCGUGUGAAACUUCAGAACAUGGUCAAGUUUCCCUUGACUGGCCUGGACAUGACACCUCAUGUGGUUAAGAGAAGUCAGAGCAGCUGGAGUUUGCCAUCCCAUUGGUCUCCAUGGAGACGGCCCUAUGGACUCGGGAGGGACCCUGAGGACUACGUCUAUGACCUGUAUGCUGUGUGCAAUCAUCAUGGCACCAUGCAAGGGGGGCACUACACAGCGUACUGUAAGAACUCUGUGGACGGCCUCUGGUACUGCUUCGAUGACAGUGAUGUGCAGCAGCUGUCGGAAGAUGAGGUCUGCACACAGAUGGCGUACAUCCUUUUCUACCAGAGGCGGACAGCCAUUCCAUCAUGGUCGGCCAAUAGCUCAGUGGCAGGUUCCACAAGUUCUUCCUUGUGUGAACACUGGGUGAGCCGGCUUCCGGGGAGCAAGCAAGCCAGCGUGACCUCCGCAGCUUCCUCCAGACGCACCUCCCUGGCCUCGUUGUCCGAGUCGGUGGAGAUGGCUGGGGAGAGGAGUGAAGACGAUGGAGGUUUCUCAACUCGACCAUUCGUGAGAAGUGUCCAGCGUCAGAGCUUGUCAUCCAGAUCUUCUGUCACCAGCCCCUUGGCCGUUAACGACAAUUGCAUUAGACCUUCUUGGUCCUUGUCCGCCAAGCUGCAGAUGCGCUCCAGUUCUCCCUCCCGGUUCUCAGGGGACUCUCCGAUCCACACCUCUGCCUCCACCUUGGAGAAGAUUGGGGAGGCACUGGACGACAAGGUCUCCAUCUCUUGCUUUGGCAGCUUGAGGAACCUUGCCAGCAGUUACCAGGAACCAAGUGAUAGUCACAGCCGACGUGAGCACAAGGCUGUGGGCCGGGCCCCUCUGGCUGUCAUGGAAGGUGUGUUCAGAGAUGAAUCAGACACCUGCAAAUUGAACUCCAGUGUUGUAGACACACAGAGCAAAAACUCAGCACAGGGGGAUCGUGUGCCCCCAAUCUCUGAUCCAUUUGAUAACAAUAACCAGAUUGCUUAUGUGGAUCAGAGCGAUUCUGUAGACAGCUCUCCAGUCAAAGAGGUGAAACCCACAAGCCACCCGGGCUCCCUCACAAAGAAAUCAGACAGCACAGCCAAGAGAUCCCCCAGCUCCAAAGGCGCUUCUGAGCUAGACAGAAGCUUACGGAAGGGGAGACCAGUCUUGGCAAGCCAGGAAUCAUCUCUUUCAAGUACAUCCCCUUCUUCUCCUGUUCCUGUAAAAGUUUCUAUAAAGCCCUCCCGAUCCCGAAGCAAAGCAGAUUCUUCUUCCAGGGCCAGUGGACGGCAUUCCUCCCCUGCCUCUGGCCAGCCCAGAAAGGAGUCCUCCCCCAAACCCCAGGACUCCGUGUCAUCUCCUUCGCCCCAGAAGCAGAAAUCAUCUUCUCUUACCUACACUGCUUCCUCCACAUCUGCCAGAAAAGCCUCGGGCCCUGCUGCAAGGGGUCCCUUCCCUCCUGGGAAGAGCAGGACUUCAGACCGGAGCUUGAGUAGAGAGGGCUCCAGGCAAAGCCUGGCUUCGGACAGAGCCAGCAUCACCUCCAGCUCUAAACCCAACUCCCCUCGGGUGAGCCAGGCCAGGUCGGGGGAGGGCCGAGGGGAUGGAAAGCACGUCAGGAGCUCCUCCAUGGCCAGCCUGCGUUCCCCCAACACAAACAUGAAGGCUGGUCUGAAGAGGGACAGCAAGUCGGAGGACAAGGGACUGUCCUUCUUCAAGUCAGCCUUGAGACAGAAGGAAACCCGGCGGUCGACUGACCUUGGCAAAACAACCUUGCUCUCCAAGAAGGCCGGCGGGAGCUCUGUCAAGUUGGCUGGUAAGAAUGCGGGGGAUGAGAAGGCAGAGAAAGGCUACCAGCCUCCAGGUUCCCAGCAGCCAAGUGCAAGUGCAGUUGGAAAAGAGCAGCUUGUCUCCAAGGACCCUGCUUCUGCUAAACAUUCCCUGCUGUCCACUCGCAAAUCCAAGUCUUCCCAGCUAGAUUCUGGAGUGCCCCCAUCUCCUGGUGGCAGGCAGUCUGCUGCGAAAUCCUCAAAACAGUUUUCUUCUAGCAUGCAAACCUCUGCACGGCCUUCUCAAAAACCUCAGUGAUGUUUCUGCAAUCCACGUGUUUUAUCUGUAAAGAUGUUUAUUUAUUUAGAACCCCUUCCCUCCCACCAAAGCCCUCUAUGCUUUUGUUUUGUAUGUUUCGGGUCACUGCCUAGUGUGUGUGCGCGUGUGUGUAGAAUUCAACUGCAGAUUGUUAAAAGCGUCGCCUUAUUCUGCCAUUGAACCAAAUAACAGCCAUAGGCAAAGCAUUGAUACCAAGCUAACUGGAAUAAUUGUAGAUGAGACCCUGGGUGGUCCCUUUAGCAAUUGUACAUAUUUCUUUCUAGAGAACUCUAAUGACUUUUGUUGGAUACUAGGGUUUGGAAACCUGUGAACCAGUUGAGCUGUCAUUAGUGUGUGCUGUGGAAGGAUCGGUUAUUUGACUUGGGUUUCAUCUGAGCAGGAUUUUUCCUCACAGCUAAUUGUCGUGUGGCACCAGGAGCUCUAAAAACUGUGACGCUAACAGUGAAACAAACCGAGAGAAGACUGUUGCUUUCUGCACUUUGGCCCCAUCUACCAGUCUCUGCAAAGGGCAAUACUUUAACACUAAUGUUUCUCAGGUAUAUACUCAGCUAGUCUAGGGUGGAUGCACAACGAAGAAGGUGGCCUGUGAGUGACUGUCAUUUCUCUGACUGCCACAGAUAGAAAUUUCUAGAGGUAGAAAUGAAGUCUUUCAUAGCUUCAUGUCUGCAAAGAUGUGUGUACCAUAAGCUGUCUUGAUUCUUAGGAUAUGUCCUAAGAGGUGGCAAAUUGGACAGCCAGAGAGCCAGUCACUGAUUAAUUUUGUUUUCCUUCUAAAUUCGCUAGCUAUGGCCAUGAGAUUUUGAAAUGUAGAGCAGUUGACACCUUUGAAAGAUUUCCGGAAAAAAAAAAAUGGAUUCUGAACUGGAUGCAUGAAUCUGUACCAUUUUCCUUCUCUGAUGUUGCUUUUUUCUAUGUUAGAAGCUGAAAGCUCCGUGUUGCCCUGUGUGCGCAUGCCCAUGUUUCUUGUAACUUGGAGAGGAAAGAAGUUGCCUAAUGCCAAAAGUCAGUUGAUGGUGUGUUGAAGCAUCGUGUGACAAAGUAUUAUGUGUGCACUUCUGAUGCUGCCUGUCAGUCUCAGUUGUAGACUGCUUUUCAGUAAGUCAUUUAUUUCUUCUUUGUGCUUAAGACUUAAUCUCUUACCCAGGACUCAGAAGCAGGAUUGGAGCAUGUUCCAUCUGGCAUUGUCAGUGCAAAUUGCAUUUCUUGUUUAGAAAACCGGGGAACCUCACAAAAAUCUCACAGAUAAGCAAGAUACAUAGUUCUUCAAGCUUUUUGGAGGUAUCCUGGCAAUUUUUAGCUUUUUUUUUUUUUUUCUAUUUUUUUUAAAUGUCAAGAGAGUCAUGGUCCUGAUUUCUCUUUGAAUAGCAUUUGUCACUUUGCCAUGAAAUAUAGCAUGCUAAGUUUAUAUGCUUUUAAAUAUUAACUUUUAAAAAAAUUAUAAACCCUUCCAGUUCUUCCUGAACUUUUGGUGCACAGAUCCAUUUAUAAUCUCCCUUUUCAGUAUUGCUGUGUGUGAAGUAAUUAGAACAUGUACACAUGCAUAGCUAUGAAUUCUGCACUGCCUUUUUUUUUUCUGUCCCCCCCCCCCCCCCCCGCCCCCAUGAAUACCUCUUGGGAAAUAUUUCCAAUAGGUUUCUAACUUUAUUUUGCUGCUACUUUGAGCAUUAGCAGGUAACUUGCAAGUCUGGAGGCCAUUUCUGUUGAGUGUAGCUGGCAUUUUAGACCCUUGCAAUUUUUAAGACUUGGCUACUCAGCCUUGUGAAAGUUACCAUAGUGCUCCAUGAAGUUCAUUGAACGUGAGCCUGUUGCCCGGUGCACUCGGUCCUGUAGUUACCCCUUCACUAGGUAUCGCUGUUGCACUGCAUGGGCUUCUGGUCUCCCAAAGCAGUGUUCCUCUCCUCUACUGUAGUGUGACUGUCCAAGACUGGCUGCCCUCAGUGUGGUCACUGCUUCUACAGGCACACUGACAGCCCCAUCAGUGUUUAGCCACCGCUGGUUUUUCUGUGUCACUUUUAUUUCCUGGAAAGGAUGCACCAAGUAUGGGAUCAUCAGUAUCAGGAGUUGAAUGUUUGUCUGAUUUGAGCCUCUCUUCUCUUUGAAAUAGAUAAAUCUCAUUUGAAAUCUCCUAUCUGAAGCUCUGAAACAGCCUUAGAAUUAUAGUUUGACUACAUACAGGGUUUUAAUAACACCUUUUUCUGGGGUUGUUACCAGUUAAGCAUAAGUAGGAUCUAGUUUAACUUUCACAGUGGCAAAUAUUUUUAUUCUCAAGUCCUCCAGGAACGGAUUUUCCAUUAUAUCUAGUGUUUUCAAAAAAACAAAAAACAAAAACAAAACAAAAACAAGCAAACAAAAAACUCUACAAAUUUCUUUAAUUUUCCAUGGGACCUAGAAAUAAAAUUUUAGUAUCUGUAAACAAUAUGUCUAUGGAGUUUAGUCUUUUUUUUUUUUUUUCAGAUUUAAAUAAAAAAAAUCAGGAAGUAUAAUGGCAUUGUCUAUGCAUCUUUAAGCUGUUCCAUUUCUGUGCUUGGUAAACAAUGAAAAUCUCAUCCAUAUCUACUAGGUACAACCUUUAAGUCACAGCAAAGGUUAUUUGCCCAAAAGUUUGAAGGUACUCUUUGAGGUGUGAAAGAUCUUAUGGUAGAAUUAUUACUUGGUUCAAUUCAGUUGUUCAGUAGGUUAGGGACUUGGUGUUUGUUUUGUUUUUAUUUUCCCAGUGAUGUUUGGCACACUGAGCAUAUCUAUGCUUUGGGGUUAAAAAUGAUCUGUCAAGGAUGGUGGGCCUGAGUGUCUGGUUGGCAACCAGGUGGGCCUGAUUAGAGCAGUUAUUUCCUGGUAGGCACAGAGUAAUCCCUGACAGGAGUGUGGCUCUUUAAUGUUUUUUGCUUUAAAAAAACGUUUUGUUUUUGAUUUCUUUUCCUGUGAACAUCCAGUGCACUGAGGCUAUGUCAUUCCUUCAGAAGGCCGUACACCCUUGUAUAAUGUGGAAGCACAACGAAACUGUUAAGCUCACGUCAUCUCAAGAUCAUGUCCUAGCCCUUGUGUUUUCCCAUCCUAAAAGCAGCCUAACUGAAAGGAAGUAAUACCUUGCUGGGCCAAUAGAAAUGGAUGUGGGAGUAUUUGUGGUCUGGUAAAAUAUUGUAAUUCUCUAUGAAGCUGCCCUAAACCCUUGUAAUCAUUCUUUCCUCAUUCAUUCAUUCAUUCAUUCUGCAAGCAUUCGUUGAGGGCCUGCUUUGCUCAUAAAGGCAAGCGGAAAGCGUCAGGAAUUCGCUAUAGCCGAGGAACCCUGGGAGCCCAGCCGAUGAGCCAGGGGAUGCCAGUGAUACCCUAAAUGGGGUGACGGUCCCCCCCGCCCCAAACAAAGAGAGCAGAUGGAUUCUGGUGAACCAGUCAAGGCCUGUGGUCCUCUUGAGCAAGUCUCUCCUGUUCCGAAAACCAAAAGUGCCCUUCUUCAUCUUUGGAGACAUUUUACUCUUACAUCCACUUUUUCAGACUGAGCUGUCUCUACUACUUAGGGGUUGAAAAUUCAUUACGAAGUCACUUUCCAUUAGAAUUUGGUCAUCCACAUGUGUAUGAAAUAGAUGUGGGGGCUGGGGGAGGGGGACAAAUUGCCAUCCCUCUAAAGUAACUAUCAUGGAAAAAACUAGGGACAGUAUGUCCAGGAAGCAGUAGUGUCAGCCUUUAGGAAAAAUGGAGCAGAGAUGAGCUAUGAACAAAGCUCACUUAUUUCAAAUAAACAUGUUUUUAAAGAUAGAUUGACAUCUGACGUUACAUUUCAUUCUGACAAAUUACCAAAGAGCUGAAGUUGUUGUUUCCUACGUAGGUUAUCAGAAUUACUGGAUGCCAAGAUAGUUAGUGUUUCUGGGUUGGAUUUUUGAGACAGUAUGCAAAUCAUAAGCACAGUUUCAAUAAAACACAUAUUCUGUGA